GUGUCUUUUGCUUCGAGCUGCGCUUUUUUGAGGUUUUUCAUUCUCCCUUUCCUUCCUCCGCUGGCCAGCGGCUCGCAAGGUUACAGUUGCUUGAUUGCACUUAAGACCUAGCGUGACUCGUCACCUGUUGACCACCCCCAUCUUUCCCUUCCUUUCCCACUGUUUUGUUUCUAUCCUCCCUGCAAAGUCACACUCAAGAUAUGGAAAAGACCGAGCUGAUCCAGAAGGCCAAAUUGGCAGAGCAGGCUGAGCGCUAUGAUGACAUGGCAGCCAGCAUGAAGGCUGUUACAGAAUUUGGUGAGGAACUGUCAAAUGAAGAGAGAAAUCUCCUUUCUGUAGCCUAUAAGAAUGUUGUGGGAGCACGGAGGUCUGCUUGGAGGGUCAUCUCUAGUAUAGAGCAGAAGACAGAGUGCUCUGACAAGAAGCUGCAGAUGGUGAAAGAAUAUAGGGAGAAAGUGGUAUCAGAGCUCAAAACAAUCUGUGGAACUGUCUUGACUUUACUUGACAAAUUCUUAAUAGCAAGCUCAACCGUCCCAGAGAGUCAAGUCUUUUACCUGAAAAUGAAAGGAGACUACUACAGGUACCUUGCUGAGGAGGCAACUUAGGAGGACAGGACUCGGACAAUAGGAGACUCUCAAACAUCUUAUCAGGAGGCGUUUGACAUCAGUAAGAAGACAAUGCAGCCAACGCAUCCCAUUCGCUUGGGCCUUGCUCUGAACUUUUCCGUAUUCUACUAUGAGAUUCUCAAUUGUCCGGAAAAGGCUUGCUUACUUGCCAAAACUGCUUUUGAUGAAGCCAUUGCAGAACUCGAUACACUGAAUGAGGAAUCUUACAAAGUCAGCACUCUCAUCAUGCAGUUACUUAGGGACAACUUAACAUUAUGGACAUCCGACAAUACAGCAGAUGAAAGUGAUACUGUAGAGCAAGGCGAAAACAACUAAUUUGCAGUGGGUGCAGCUCUCUUCCUCAAGAAUCCUUUUUACACCUCUCCAUUCCUUAUUGCUCAAAUGGUUUUCCUGUAGCAAUGAAUCCAUCCAUUUGUAAUGGAAUUCAACUGUUAAUAGUCUGUUCACGUUGCAGUUAUGGGUGAAAUCCAUCUUAAAUUUUAUUUCAUUUUUCCCUUCCAGCCUUUUCGGUGUGCAUUUUCUGCUGUAGAUAAGUAUUAAGUUUAACUUCAUGCUAAAAUAAACAUAAGUCAUUUCCAAACA
This is a messenger RNA of Bombina bombina (fire-bellied toad), 1208 nucleotides long. RefSeq names its product 14-3-3 protein theta-like. The record is from RefSeq and is a predicted model, not a curated record. The transcript has a single exon. Gene Ontology annotation, cellular component: cytoplasm. Gene Ontology annotation, biological process: signal transduction. Lineage: Eukaryota; Metazoa; Chordata; Amphibia; Anura; Bombinatoridae.